AUGUCACCCCAACGGCCAAGACAACACGGCUCGCAGACCGCCGUGACGCCGUCGUUUUCGCAGCCCGGCGAGAAUGGAACGCGGUCCAUGUCCUUCUCGGCGUCGAGAGUAAGCUCCAACCGACUAAAGGAAUACCUUGACUCCAAUUACCCUGGCCAAUACUCUGUUAAGCUGAAACGCAACGAGUUCACUGUCAACAUACAAGGCAAAUCGAGUCGAAAUACCUGA
This is a messenger RNA of Anthostomella pinea, 228 nucleotides long. The record is from the annotation of a GenBank genome assembly. Lineage: Eukaryota; Fungi; Ascomycota; Sordariomycetes; Xylariales; Xylariaceae.